This is a messenger RNA of Didymodactylos carnosus, 297 nucleotides long. NCBI's taxonomy places the organism in Eukaryota, Metazoa, Rotifera, Eurotatoria, Philodinida, Philodinidae. The record is from the annotation of a GenBank genome assembly.
AUGAUACGGGACACAGAAGAAGCAAUAAUAAAAGAAGAAAAGAAAGCAAAUCGUAUUAUCAACAAAAAGUAUAAUUUCGGUAGAGUUAUUGGUGGAUGUGAAGAAGUAUUAGAACAAAUAUUUGGGGAUAUUUUAUUAUCUCGUCUUUAUCCAUCCACAUUUAUUAAUCAAACUGGUAUAAAACAUUGUCGAAGAAUUCUUCGUCACGGGCCUCCUGGUAGUAGGAAAACAUUAUUUGCUAGAACCACAUGUCAAGCAUUGAAUGUUAAGCCAAAAGCUGGAUGGAUUCAAAAGUGA